AUGACGGCAUGCGACCAGGGACUCGAACAGCCAGGCCUCAACGUCUUCACCAUCCUUUUCAAGAUGAAGUUCGAACAAUCUCUCUGGACCUCGCUGCUCGGCGCAACGAACGUCUUUGCGGCCCCUGCCGAACCCACAUACGCCGACUGUCCAGACACCAGUGCCGGUGGCGACUUCAACUCGAAAUGUGCUGCCAUUGCUUCCACGUUGGCCAUUGAGCAUGGUACCGUCCACUUCUCUGAAUUCGUUGCCGCCGGUACGAAUCUCAGUCUGUCGGAUAAUGACCCCACAUGCGAAUCGUCUGUUGUGGUCCUGGCGGAUAUUUGCCGUAUCGCGCUAUCAGUGGCGACAUCAAACAGCUCGGGCUUGAACAUGGAAGCUUGGUUGCCGUCGAAUUGGACAGGACGAUUUUUGUCUGGAGGUAAUGGCGGACUCAAUGGGUGCGUUGACUAUGCCAGUUUGGCGUAUACGUCUAGCCUGGGCUUCUCUUCGGUUGGAACCAACAAUGGGCACAAUGGUACAAGUGGAUUGCCGUUCUUCAACAAGCCGGAGGUUUUGGAGGACUUUGCCUACCGAGCAAUGCACACUGGUGUUGUGACUGGCAAGCAGAUCACCGAGGACUUCUACGGGAAGCCGCACGACAAGUCGUACUACCUUGGCUGCUCGACCGGUGGACGUCAAGGCUUCAAGUCCGCCCAGGACUUCCCAGACGACUUUGAUGGCAUCAUUUCUGGCGCCCCUGCACUUGCUUUCAACAACUUGACGUCUUGGAGUGGUCAUUUCUACACCAUCACUGGCCCUGCAAACUCGUCGACUUUUGUUACCAUGCCACAAUGGGUCAUGGUCCACGAAGACGUCCUGAAGCAAUGCGAUGAGCUAGACGGAUAUGCUGAUGGUAUCAUCGAAGACCCUCGCCUAUGCGAAUACGACCCUGCUGGGCUCACAUGCGCCGAAGGCUCUACAAACUCCUCGAGCUGCCUCACACCAACUCAGGUUGAGACUGUCCGAGCUGUGUUUGCGCCACUCUUGAACGCUCAAGGCGACCUUGUGUACCCCCGUUUCCAGCCUGGGCCCGAAGUUAUCGCCUCUGCCAUUCUUUUCAAUGGCCAGCCAUUCCCCUACACAACCGAUUGGUUCCGUUACGCCAUCUACAAUGAUCCAAACUGGGACCCUUCGACCCUGAACACCACCGAUUACGACAAUGCCGCACGCAUCAACCCAUACAACAUCCAGACCUGGAAGGGCGACCUCAGUGGCAUCCAAAACCGCGGUAGCAAAGUCAUCCACUGGCACGGCGCAGCCGACAUGAUUAUCUCCUACGACAACUCACCGCGGUACUACGAACACGUCUCCUCUACUAUGGGCCUCUCCCCUUCGGAACUAGACGACUUCUACCGUUUCUUCACAGUCUCCGGAACCGGUCACUGCAGCGGUGGUAGUGGAGCGCAUGCGAUUGGCCAGGCUUCAGACGAGCUGAAGAGCCUUGAUCCGAAGGAGAACAUUUUGAUGGCCCUUGUGGACUGGGUUGAGAACGGCAAUGCGCCAGAGUCGCUCGUUGGUACUAAGUUCGUGAACGAUACUGUGUCGCUGGGUGUGGAGUUUCAGCGCGCGCAUUGCAAGUAUCCUAAGCGUAAUCAGUACAAGGGUACGGGAGAUGUUAAUGCGAUUGAGAGCUGGGAGUGUGUCGAUUUAUGA
Molecule: messenger RNA, 1695 nt
Organism: Parastagonospora nodorum SN15
Lineage: Eukaryota; Fungi; Ascomycota; Dothideomycetes; Pleosporales; Phaeosphaeriaceae
Exons: 3
Coding region: 1-1695 (564 amino acids)
Source: RefSeq, a predicted model, not a curated record